AUGAAAUUAAGUGAUCGGAGGGAAAUAUUUGUAGUGCGCAACAUCUUUCUAGCUGUAGAAUCGAGCGAGGUUCGAGACCGACUGGAGCAGUGCAACGGUAACGUGCUGGUGGUAGUUUAUGUUUUGAUGGAUGAAGUGUAG
Molecule: messenger RNA, 141 nt
Organism: Peronospora matthiolae
Lineage: Eukaryota; Oomycota; Peronosporomycetes; Peronosporales; Peronosporaceae
Source: the annotation of a GenBank genome assembly